AUGAUGGCAGAUCCCAAUUCCACCGAUUACAACCCGACGCCCUUCACCUCUAUGGCGCAGGUGCUCGCCCAUCGCCAGCCUUUGACGGAGGGCAUCGUGCUGGCGCACAAUGACUGCCUCACUUUGGCGCCCUUUCCCAACAGCAAUGGGGGCGUGUGGAUUUCGUCGCCCAAUGUGGAAUUCGUCCCAGAACUUCCCAUGCAUCGUCGAGGCCAACCCCUUCGGUUCUACGCCGAUGGAAUGCUGGGCGCCUUCGAACAUGUCAAGUGGCCGCAAGUCUUCGAUGAGCAGGAGCCGCACACCCUGGCGGCGCCGGGGAACCCGGACCUGAUGUUCAAUCUCAAAUUCCAGGAAAAUCCAUUGCUCGACUUGAAGUGCACGCUACCGGAUUUCCAGCAUCCGGCCAUCGCCUGGGAAGGCCUCGAGGACUCCGACUUUGUUGUGUCUCUUCACCUGCCCCACGAGGACGUCGGUUUCCUGGCUCCACCCCUACACGGACGCUUGUGGUCAGCGGCCAACGAAAUCAUUGUGAUGGUGCUUAAGGUGGUGGAUACGGAGCUGGACAGCAUGUUUGCACACCGAAGUGAUCGAGAGCAGUACACGGAGCGCCGCAAACAUUAUGUUCUGCGGGAAAUUGACUACCUUCGACGCGCUUGCUCUCGUCUUCAAGAGACCCCCAUGUCUUACUUCGACGUGGUGUUGUGGUAUCGAGACACCCAACGCCUCAUUCUCGGAUUGCGUGCGUGGUUAAUCUACAUGACGAUUAUCAAGCCACGCCUGGACAACCCGGAGUUUGCAGACUAUGACAACGUACUGCCGCUCCGAGGGGUGUUCACGAAAAAAGAAUCAAUCGUGCACACCAUGCACCGGUGUGGAGUGCCAGUGUGGUGGGUGCGCCCUUUGCACACCCUCACGACACGGACGACCAUUAUUCGUGUUCAUGAGCCGAUCUUGCCGAUCAUCCAUUUCAGCUCGGAGACGGUGAUGUCUCAUCGUGGUCGCCAGUUGGUUGCACCGGACUUCAUUGAGGCCAAGAUUCUCGAUGAAAGUUUACAGGGUUUCGGGGACAUGCUUCGCCGAUACAGCCUCACAGGCAAGCCAACCGUUCGACGCGCCGUUCCUGUUCUUGAGGUCGAUCGUCAAGGACUAGAGGAUCACAUGAUAGAAGAAGAUACGGAGGCUGGGAUGGCUGAGAUCCAGCGAGAUGACCAUGUGGCCGGGGGCUCUCCAAGUGACUCCCGAAAGAAGAGAAAGGGCCCCCGAAAAGGGCACCGGCGAGCCCCUCAAGCCACACGUCCGCCGGGCAACCGCCCGCAUUGGAUGUGUGAAGUAGCGAGUCCAUGGAACGUCAUUCUGGACGCGGCACCCGCACUGGCCAAACCGGAUUCGAAGCGAGCCCUCACGUACAUACUCCCUCCCUUGCAUCUGUUCUUUGCCGAAGGCGACGCGCAUGCCCAGAAGGUCCAGAACUGGCUGCGCAUACGGGAAUGGUGCCUGUUUAAGGCUUAUGCCAAUGUGGACCAGGCACCAGUGUUGAUGACAGCCGCGCAAUGGCGUAUUGCGCUGGAGGGACGGUACUUUGCCGUACAUUAUCCUAAGGAUGCGGCGAUUCAACCCCAAUCAUCUCGCGAGGAUAUCGCAUGUUUGCAUGAAGCCCCGGAGGGUACCACCAGUCUGGGGAAGCGCGGGCGGGCAGAUGCGCGGUCGGGCGACGGGGCGCAAUUGAACACGACGGAUAGGCGUCGGCUCCGGCGACUUAUGGAGCGGGUGGACAUACACGUUCGAUUCGGCGUGCAUGGUGGAUUUAGCCCAUAUGUGCCUGACGACACCCCUCUGCCCAAGUGGGAGAAGAAGCCCAUCGAUUUCCAUCAGGCCUUGGUGGACAAACGCCUGUGGGCGACAUUGACAUGGGAGAUAUCGGUCACGAUGUUCCGCCUCGAGCUAUUGGCACUCGACCAGGAGGUGGUACCAGACUUGUACAAUCUGGCCAAGACCAAGCUCCGUCGUCCGCGCCACUUCGACAUCAUGAGCAUAUGGAACGACGAGUGCAGAGUGUGGGAAGAACCAGGGAAGGAUUCCCAGGACUGGCUUACCUCGCCAGAGUGGAGAGUGCGGCGGGCAGCCAUCGGUCGAAUGCUGUUCGCGCUAGAGGCUUGGCCGAUUGAGGAGCCCCGUCUCCCACGGUGGGAUGAGCGCAAAGAGCGGCAGGACACGUUUGCAGAACUUGAGAAGGAGGUAGUAUUGUACUACUGCCGACGUUUCUAUUCCCUUCGAGGGCGAUCCCCGACAUUUCCACUCAUGCGACCUUAUUGGCUUCCCCCCACCAAAACCGUCCUAUAUUAG
Heterobasidion irregulare TC 32-1 is the source of this 2343-nucleotide messenger RNA. RefSeq lists its product as uncharacterized. The coding region runs from base 1 to 2343 and encodes 780 amino acids. Lineage: Eukaryota; Fungi; Basidiomycota; Agaricomycetes; Russulales; Bondarzewiaceae. The transcript is spliced from 4 exons. The record is from RefSeq and is a predicted model, not a curated record.